Molecule: messenger RNA, 2840 nt
Organism: Hippopotamus amphibius kiboko
Lineage: Eukaryota; Metazoa; Chordata; Mammalia; Artiodactyla; Hippopotamidae
Gene: SIAE
Product: sialic acid acetylesterase
Exons: 10
Coding region: 36-1595 (519 amino acids)
Biological process (GO): carbohydrate metabolic process
Molecular function (GO): sialate O-acetylesterase activity
Source: RefSeq, a predicted model, not a curated record
AGAGGCCCGCGCGGGGGUGUCGGCUUCUCACAAACAUGGUCGCACCGGGAUUUGUCUUUGGGCUGGUGUUAUCAUUACUGCUGCGGGCCCACGCAAGUGCAGAUGUUGGUUUUCGCUUUGCUUCCUACAUCGAUAAUUACAUGGUGCUGCAGAAGGAGCCUGCAGGGGCAGUGAUCUGGGGCUAUGGUGUAUCUGGAGCCACAGUGACAGUGACUUUGUGCCGAGAUCAGGAAGCCAUCAUGAAGAAAGUGACCAGUGUAAAAGUGCACUCUAAUAGCUGGAUGGUGGUACUGGAUCCUGUGAAGCCUGGUGGACCUUAUGAAGUGAUGGCACAGCAGACUGUUGGGAGGAAGAACUUUACCCUGAGAGUUCAUGAUGUCUUAUUUGGAGAUGUCUGGCUUUGCAGUGGGCAAAGUAACAUGCAGAUGACGGUUUCACAGAUAUUUAAUGCCACCAGCGAGCUGUCAAACACAGCUGCCUAUCAGUCAGUCCGCAUCCUCUCCGUGUCUCUCAACCAGGCUCAGCAGGAACUGGAGGACCUUGCCAAGGUUGACUUGCAAUGGUCCAAGCCCACCUCAGAAAACUUAGGCCAUGGCAAUUUCACCUACAUGUCAGCAGUGUGCUGGCUUUUUGGGCGUUACCUGCAUGACACGCUGCAGUAUCCCGUGGGGCUGCUCUCCUCUUCAUGGGGCGGGACGCCGAUUGAAGCCUGGUCAUCUGGAAGGUCACUGAAAGCCUGUGGGGUCCCGAGGUUCAUGCCAUCUGAUCUUGAAACUGGUCCCAGUGAAUACUCUGUUCUCUGGAAUGCCAUGAUCCAUCCACUCUGUAAUAUGACUCUGAAAGGGGUGAUAUGGUACCAGGGGGAGUCCAAUAUGAAUUUUAACAGGGACCUGUACAAUUGUACAUUCCCUGCACUCAUUGAGGACUGGCGCCAAACCUUCCACAGUGGCUCCCAGGGGCAGACAGAGCGCUUGUUCCCAUUUGGAUUUGUCCAGUUAUCUUCAUAUUUGUCUGGUGCAACCCCAGAUGAUGGAUUUCCCCAGAUCCGGUGGCAUCAAACAGCAGACUUUGGCUAUGUCCCCAACCCAAGGAUGCCCAACACUUUCAUGGCUGUAGCUAUGGAUCUCUGUGAUAGGAAUUCGCCUUUUGGCAGCAUACACCCUCGAGAUAAGCAGACAGUGGCCUACAGGCUGCACUUGGGGGCCCGUGCCGUGGCUUAUGGGGAGAAGUUGAUCUUUCAAGGACCACUGCCUCAGAAGAUAGAACUCCUGGGCGACAAAGGGAUGCUCAACCUCACAUAUUCCCAGCCAAUCCAGGUGCAAAGACAUGACAAGAUAUUUGAGAUCUCCUGUUGCAGUGACCAUCAGUGCAAGUGGCUUCCAGCUCCCAUGGAGACUUUCUCCACCCAGACGCUAGCCCUGAAUGUCAAGUCUUGUCAUGACACUCUGGUUGCUGUUCGCUAUGCCUGGACCACAUGGCCUUGUGAAUACAAGCAGUGUCCCCUGUACCAACCAACCAGUACCCUGCCAGCUCCACCCUUCACUGCUUUCAUUACAAACCCAAUUCCUGGGUAUUGCGGCAAGGUUGCUAAGUGAUUGUGUUGCAGUAUGAUCACGUCUUAGACAUCAGCGUGGAUCCUUCAGAUUUCGUCAUUUAGUUUAAAUGACAACUAUUGCUUUGAAUGGAAAUUAAUAGAACUGCCUCAUUGAUAGUGCCUGGCUAGCACACGGCUGUUUCCAUAUUCUGAGUUGCCAGAGCUGGUGGGCAAAUGAAACGCUUGCCUUUUGUCCCAGUUAGGCCAGGUAUCUGUAUUAGACGAAUUCCGAACUAUAAACAACUUGAACCUCAACGUCAUUCAUGUCCCUCAUUACUGGGGUGAAAUGUCUUAACACUUUUGUCCCCUUACCUCCAGACCACGGAAACUCAGGGUUGGAAGAGAUUUCAAGGCCGUGGAAGGCGGCUAGCAGUUAUGUGUUUUUAAAUAAAAUCUGACAAGUGGUUAUCAAACUUCUGUACAAAGUUUCCCUUCUAAACUUCCAAAGAGUUUUUCCUCAUGUGGAACUGAAAUGUUUCUUCCACUAUACAGCAAUCUUUCAGAGGACUGAAGACAGCCCUAUUUUGUUCUAAGCCAAAAACAAUUCUGUUCCUUCAGUCUAAAUAAUGAUAAUGUGAGUGUUUAAAAGAAAGAAACCAGAACCACAUGCAGGCAUUCUGGGAGGUGCUAAGGGACAGCCUCGAGGAGGGAAGAGAAAGGGCAAGGCGGUAACAGCCCCUGGGGGAGCCAAGUGAGCCAAGGGGCCACUGAGAGGCAAGCAGAUAUCAGGCUCUUUAAAGGUAAUAGGUUUAACUAUGAAAAGGAUAUUCCAGAUGGAAGAGCAAAGGAAGGAUGAAAAUAAAGCUACACGAUAACCAUUUAGAAAAAUAAUCCAGAUGGGACAAAUGUGAAAGAGGGCUUUUGUGUAUACUAUUAAGAAUCAUAAUGCUGUUUAUUGGUAGAUUAAAAACAGCUAAAGGCACUUGAUGAUUGUAAUCUAUAAUAAGCUGGAAACAAAAGUAUAAUCAUUGGUCACGUGUACACGUUUAUGUCUAGUCAAAAUUGGGUUAGGAAGGGGCUUGCAGCUUGUCCUCUGAAGCUGAGAAAGCAGUGAGCCUUAUCUGUGGGUAGUUUCCUUUCCCUUAAUGUGAAAAAUGAGAAGGGAAACAUAAGCACCACCCUCUCCACACCUGCCCCCCAAGGGGUCCUGGUGUAACUGAACAGCAGGAAUGCUUGUCAGCGCCAGAAUUUUACUUAGUAAAACCGAAAACAGCUGCAUGGCUUGCAAGGAACUCUGGCUCCUUUG